CCGGCGUUCUGCGCCCAAACGUGCCCUGGCUGUGCUCUCUCCGGUUCCAGAGGGGCCAGAGAUGAGCCCCAGGGCCGGCUCAAGUGUUUGGGCCGAAAGAGAGGGCCUCGAAAGACCAUCGGCGUCCCUCUUGGCUGCCUCCAAGGCAGCGAUGGUUCCCGCUGAAGUUUGGUCCCAUGUCCCCCGUCUGCCCAAUUUGGGCGCCUCCCAUCCACCAUCCAAGGUGGUGGAGACGACCAAGAAGGCCAAGCACGCGAAGAAGCCGAAGAAGACCAAGGAGCACAGCAAGAAAGCAACGCUAACCAAGGAAAAAGUCAACAGGAAGCGACCCCAUAUCGAAACCAGCGACGACGAUCGCAGUGCCCCUGAAACGCCAGCCGCAAACAAGCGCCGAAACUUGGGCCCCCCGGGUAGCACGCCUCAUACCCGUCGACUCACUCCCCUUUCUCGUCGGCUGACUACGAACGCCGCCCCCUACUCGGAGAGACUUCUACGCCGGAAAGUGGAAAGAGACGGACGGAUCCACAAGACCUUGUUCCGCGUCCCACAGCUUAUAGCCCAGAGAGAGGCUGACCGCCGGGCGGCGGAAAUGCUUCCACUGAACCGUUUCCCUGAAGUUUCCCAAGCAAGUAUCGCAUACGAAGCGGAACAGUCCGAGGCAGACUCCCAGCAUCCCGAGAACGAACCAGCGGCGCCCGAACCUCCGGCCACUCCCGAAAGGCAACAGGGUUGGAACAUCCGCGGAUUGCUCAGCUCCGUGCCUCGCACUUUCUCCCGCUUCAUACCAGGACUUGGUCGGUCCCCUGAGAGGCAAGAACCAGUACCACCCCAGCCGUCCUCUGAACGCAUAGUCCGUACCCUGCCCCUUGAGUCCGUUCCCUCUGUACCCAACCCCGAGGUUCAUUCUCGCCGUCGUCUGAGUGAGCAAUCGACGAGCGAAGGGCGGCCGGCGAAGCGGCCACGCAAUCUGUCUUACUCUCUUUUCCCGGCCCCCAUGGACAAAUCGCUUUAUCUUGGAGAUAUCCAAAAGACUCCUAAGACUACUCCAGCUCCACCUCAGCCAGAAGGACAGCCGGCGGAAAAGUCGGUAUCCCAAGAAUCAGUCCCCCAGGAAUCAGUUCCCAAGGAGUCAGUCCCCAAGGUGUCGGUGCCCCAGGAAUCGGUGCCCCAGGAAUCGGUGCCCACCACAUCAGGGCAUCAGGACCUUGAAAGAUCACCCCGGAAGGUCGACGAGACGACCAAAAAGAAGCGCAAGCGUUCACCUUCGCCAGAUGUCAUUCCAAAUCCAAAGGGGUGUAGCUACGGGAUGGACAUGGAUUACUUCUGUUACAGUUCUGACAGUGAAGAUGAGACAAACCCGACCUCUGAGCCGACAAUGCCUCAGACCGAACCAAGACAGUUGGGCAGACUAAGCAAAGGGAUCGUCCGCAAUGCCAUUGGUUCGGAACACCACCCUUCGAAAAAGGUCAGAUUCGACGCGAGCCCAGAAGACACACCUUCGAAACUUAGAUCGCGAGCUCGCGCGACUGAUCCUUACCGUGGAAAACAGUUUAUUGGUAUGAGCGGUGCAUCCGCCUCUCCCGAAGUGUCACCCACCCCUGCCUCUCACGUCGAUACCAUUCAUGAGCCACGACAACGUCCGGGCUUCAUCCCCAAUUUGCAGGGCACAUUCCAGCUUGAUUAUGAUACGUUUUCAGACGACAGUGAUUUGAGCGGGCCAAACUCUCCCAUGAGCCUCCCGGCCCCCAGUCCACUGUCAGCUGGACCCAGCCCCGUGAAGGCUAGUGGUCAGCCUGAAAGUGUGCAAUCCCCUGCUCGUCAAGCUCCUCGCCCAACACCCGCAGCUCCGUCGACUCCUGCAGGCCCGUCAACGCCCGCCAAAGUCGACGAAGAAGCUCUUGCAAGAGUCCGUUCUCGAGCAGAGAAAUACAAGCCCAAAACGCCCAGUGGUCUUCGUACCACCAGUCGUUAUUCGAGCCCUUUGACUGCCACCCCCGACGCCCUCGCCAACAGAGAAGAAGUUGUAGCCGAUGCGUUCGGAGACGAUGACUUCGCUCGUGACGCUAAAUGGCUCUUGGAAAAAUGUCCCUCUGGCGAUCUCCGAAAUCUUGUUUGGCCGCAAACACAAAGCCUGGUCGACAGCAUUGGCACCCAACCCGAAUCUCUCGAUGUUCUCUCCAGCAUCUGGGAUGAUGCCGAACUCGACAGAGCUUACCUUGUUUUCAACGCCAGCCUGAAGGCGUUCGAGGAAUCCAAGGCACGAAAUGUUGAAUGAGAUGCUGUGUUUUUUGUGUGGAAAGUUAGUUGCGUUAGUUGCGUCUGUCAUGUUCAUUCUGUGAUCUCCUUGUGUGCCAUCUUAUUUC
Molecule: messenger RNA, 2363 nt
Organism: Aspergillus candidus
Lineage: Eukaryota; Fungi; Ascomycota; Eurotiomycetes; Eurotiales; Aspergillaceae
Exons: 3
Coding region: 62-2275 (737 amino acids)
Source: RefSeq, a predicted model, not a curated record